AUGGCUUCUGCAACCCAUUCCUUCCUCUUCUCAUACCUCCUAGUUGCAUGUCUAGUUUCAACCUCACAGGCAAACUGGGGAGGCUCCCGCUCCGGCUCCGGCCACGGCAAUGGCAACGACAAUUUAUCUGGAUAUUCAGAAAAGAAAAUCAUGAACAAAAUUGACAGUUGCUGGCGCUUGAAUUCUAACUGGGCAUCCAAUCGGCGUGCCUUGGCAGAUUGCGCCACAGGCUUUGGUGAGGGAGCGAUUGGAGGAAAAUACGGAAACACUUACGUAGUUACCACUGAAGCAGAUGAUCCAAUCAAUCCUAAGCCGGGCACACUUCGGUAUGGUGCAAUCCAAACAGAGCCUCUAUGGAUAAUAUUUGAUAGGGAUAUGGUCAUUAAGCUACAGAAUGAGCUUAUGGUGAACAGUUACAAGACAAUAGAUGGGAGAGGAGCUAAGGUGGAGAUAGCUUAUGGACCUUGCAUCACAGUCCAAGGUGUGAGUCAUGUUAUAAUACAUGGAAUUAGUGUACAUGAUUGUAUACCUGGGAAGCCAGGGAUGGUGCGUAGCUCCCCAACACAUGUCGGCCAACGACUUGGGUCCGAUGGUGACGCCAUUACUGUUUUUGCUUCUUCGAACGUAUGGAUUGACCACUGCUAUCUCGCACGAUGUGCUGAUGGCCUCACUGAUGUAACUCAUGGUUCAACAGCAGUCACCAUCUCCAAUAACUACUUCACCCAACACAACAAAGUGAUGCUGUUGGGACACAAUGAUGCUUUUACCGCGGACAAGGAUUUGAAAGUUACUGUGGCCUUUAACUAUUUUGGCCGGGGUUGUGUGCAGAGGAUGCCAAGGGUCAGGUUAGGGUAUGCCCAUGUAGUGAACAAUAGAUACGAUCAAUGGCUACUGUAUGCUGUCGGUGGGAGCGCCGAUCCAACAAUCUUUAGCCAAGGAAACUACUUUGUCGCGUCCAACAGUACCGAUUUUAAACAGGUGACUAAAAGAGACUGUGAAUGUGGGUGGGUGAAUUGGAAAUGGAGAUCUUCAAAUGAUGUAUUUCUGAAUGGAGCUUAUUUUGUUCAAUCUGGGUAUGGGACAUGUUCCCCACAAUAUGUCGAUUACCAGUCGUUCACAGCUGCACCGGCAUUCAUGGUUCCUGCCUUAACAGCUGAUGCUGGUCCCCUCAUCCUCUGUGUUCCAGGACAACCAUGCUAA
This is a messenger RNA of Telopea speciosissima, 1200 nucleotides long. Its product is annotated as putative pectate lyase 2. Gene Ontology annotation, molecular function: pectate lyase activity. The coding region runs from base 1 to 1200 and encodes 399 amino acids. NCBI's taxonomy places the organism in Eukaryota, Viridiplantae, Streptophyta, Magnoliopsida, Proteales, Proteaceae. The transcript has 4 exons. The record is from RefSeq and is a predicted model, not a curated record.